GCCCCGCCUUUUGUGACUCCCGAGAACAAGGCCCGGUUGCCAGGAAACGGGAAGGAGCCGCGGCGGCGUGGUCUACAAGCCGAGCAGUGCGUGGAGGCAGCCCAGGGAGAGGGACCGACUGUUGCCUUGUGGAGAUGAGCGUGGGCAGCGCGUCAGCGGCAGGUAGAACUCGUGUCUGGCAGCAAGCCCGCUUGAGGCAACUGAGUUGAAGUAUAAAAGCAUAUACUGAAAGCCUUAUGAAGCAGCUGCGUGGGAGUAAAGGAGGGGGCCAUCCCCCAGAGAAGAGUUCCUCCUCUGGUAAGGACACUAUCACCCCAAGAAUACAGACUUCAGAUGACCAUGGGCAGAUCAACAUCCUGAAUCCAAAACUGUUGGCUCAAAAGCGACCUCUGCAAGGUUUGAGCAGUGGCACUGCUGGAAGUGCCAAUGAUGCCAAAAGACCAAAGCUCCUGCCUGAAGUGGGUUCUGGCCAGGAUUCUGAAGAUGAAGAGUCAAAUGACAGUGAUUAUGAGAGAGUGGAGAGUGAUAACGAUGCCAGUGAUGAUACAAACAGUGAUGACGAUGACGAAACUGACAGUGAUGCCUCUGAGAGUAGUAAUGAAGAUCCUGAAGAAACAACAAGCCAGCCUUCUUCAAGGCCUGAUAUAACAAAAGAAUUGUCUUCAAUGUCUUUUGAGGAGCUACUGCAGUUGAGAAAUCGGGUCGGGACCAAAGCUUAUCGUCAGAUGACUACUGGAAAGAGAACACCAAAUGUAACAGAAAUAGAGAAGAGGCAGGGCCCAAGCAAACACAGGCCUUUGGAAAUUUCAGCCAAGAAGCCAGUCCCCUUUCUGCGACAAGUUGUGCCUGUUAAAAAGAAGGUGCCUCGAGAUCCACGGUUUGAUGAUCUCUCUGGAGAAUAUAAGCCAGAAGUGUUUGAAAAGACCUAUAGUUUCCUGAAUGACCUCAGGAAGAAGGAGAAAGAGGUAGUUCAAAAACAACUAAAGAAGAGUCGAAAUGUGGAAGAGAAAGACAAGUUGCAGAGGCUUCUUAAACGGAUGACACAGCAGGAAGACGCACAAAGGAAGCAGCAGAAGGAGAGAGAGAAGGACCUAGCAUGGAAGAGGCAGCAGAGGGAGCUGGCCAAGCAAGGAAAGAAGCCAUUCUAUCUAAAGAAGUCUGAUAAGCAGAAGUGGGAACUGGCUGAGAAGUACAAAGAGUUGAAGAAGAGUGGCAAACUGGAGAGCUUUCUGAGCAAGAAGAGGAAAAGGAAUGCUGCCAAGGACAAAAGGAGACUUCCUUUUAGGAAAGAUGUAUAAUGUCUGGCUACAGGAAAAAAAUAUUUGCCCGUCUCUGCCAGUUGUGAAGGCAACAUUGUAAUAGAAGCAUAAAGAAAACUAUUGACUGCAGCUCUUAGACCUUAGAGGUAAUAUCCGAUGGUCCAGGUUUCUCCACCCUAAAUGGAAGUUUGACCAAAAUUAAGUUGUGAUGUUCCCAGUCUCACAGAAGCCUCUUUAAUUUUUCCAAGAACUAACUUUUAUGUAGCCUCAGUUGAGAAGGGAAAAGAAUUCCAUUUUCCCCAAUUUUCUCCCACAUUCUUCUUCCAUGGUCUGUCUCAAAGUUUAGUGCACAGAGUGUAACUUCCUUGCCCGUUUCAGCUUUCAGUCCACUCUGCCUUUCCCAAACAUCCCCAGUCCUUAUUUUUUUUCUGUUAUGCAGUCUGUGUAGGCUUGGGGGCUCCUCAGUCUUUGCCUACCUCCAGUUUUGAGAAUUACCUUCUUGGACAGCAAUUGAUUCUGCCUGCUGCUACACAUUAGUGCUGCUGGUCUAUGUUUCCAAUUCCUUUUUUUUUAAAGGUAGAUACUGUGGAGGCUUACAAGAUUCCCUAGUAAUUGUAGGUACUGCACCAACAGAAACCUACCUUAAAACAGUUGCCUAAUCUUCUAGCAUUGUAGUGGACUAUGGUCAUCUUUCUAGAAAUGUUCUGCAAAGAUACUAAUUGCAGAACCUCAGACAGGCUGUUUUCAAUUUGACAGAGCUGCUUGGGUCACUAACUGGUACAAUUUCAUUGACAUAACUCAAAGCAAAAUUACUAUUUUUAAUAAAACCAAACUUUCCUUUUCAUCUAUUAAUAUCAAA
Molecule: messenger RNA, 2118 nt
Organism: Varanus komodoensis (Komodo dragon)
Lineage: Eukaryota; Metazoa; Chordata; Lepidosauria; Squamata; Varanidae
Gene: RRP36
Product: ribosomal RNA processing 36
Exons: 8
Coding region: 237-1298 (353 amino acids)
Biological process (GO): maturation of SSU-rRNA from tricistronic rRNA transcript (SSU-rRNA, 5.8S rRNA, LSU-rRNA)
Cellular component (GO): 90S preribosome; nucleolus
Source: RefSeq, a predicted model, not a curated record